AAAAGGGCGAGUCAUUGCUCGUCUCGUCUGCCUUCCGCAGCUCCGCUUCCCUCGCUCGCCUCAGCCUGUUGCGAUGGCGUCUGAGCCGGUGUUGUGCGAGUAUUUGCCGGCGAGAUGAAGGAAUCGGAGCAGGAAAAAUGGCUGAAAUCGACGACCAGAAGACGCGCGACACUCGCCGGAGCUCGAUCGGACGUUGCAUUGCUUCCGGCAUCUCCGUCUUCCUCACUCAGUUCACCAUCGCUCUGAUUCCUCACUUCCUCCACGCCUCUUCGCUCCUCAUUCAGCUCGCCCUCUCAGCUCUGGUGCUCGUGGUGGUUUUGGGAUUGGGAGGGAGGUGCAGGCGAGUUCUCGGAGUCUAUGCAUCGGCCCCUGCCUUCGUUGUUAUGAGCAUCGUAUACAUCUGCGAGUCCUCUUACACAGACGAAGAGGUUGAACACUCAUUUGAGGAGUUUUACGAGGAUGUUCAUACAGAGUUCUUGAAGUUUGAAGAAAUUGUGAAUUUUAAGGUCUUGAUAUUGGCUUUUUAUCAAGAUAGUGAUGAACUUUGA
Molecule: messenger RNA, 548 nt
Organism: Syzygium oleosum
Lineage: Eukaryota; Viridiplantae; Streptophyta; Magnoliopsida; Myrtales; Myrtaceae
Exons: 4
Coding region: 138-548 (136 amino acids)
Source: RefSeq, a predicted model, not a curated record